Paramecium primaurelia is the source of this 1602-nucleotide messenger RNA. The record is from the annotation of a GenBank genome assembly. NCBI's taxonomy places the organism in Eukaryota, Ciliophora, Oligohymenophorea, Peniculida, Parameciidae.
AUGUCAGACCUAUUGAAUAAAAUAACAUCCCCAUUACGUGGAGGCGGUUUUGGAUCUAUUAAAAUAAUUCCUAACACAGAUGAAGUCUAGAAGCCCUAUAUUUAAGAGAUAGAAAAUUUCAUUACUAGAUUUGAUUCUUUUGUCUAAACUAUAUAGACUAAAGCAGCUGUUGCUGCUAAUUAAUCAGAUGCUUAAGAAAUAAUGAUUUCAAUAUGAUGGAUUAUCUUUUUAGAGGAAAACAUUUACAAACUCAUCAAGAAUUCUUCCAAAGUCUUGAAAUCAUACAACUUAAUUUUAGAUGGAAUCCUAAAAUUAUUGAAAAGUUGUUUAUUUUAUAUCAGAACAGAUUCAUUUAAACUAUUAUUUAUCUUAACUUCAGCUUCUCUAUCUAAAGUGAUAUUUAGCUUCCAUAUAAGAAAGGAUUAGAGAUUUAUGAACUGUGAUACAUAAAAGCAUAUUUGUGAAGAAUUAAGAUAAUAAAUGGAAAUAGAGAAGAAUGAUUUGAUUCAUACUUAAUUGGAACUUUACCUUUUCCUAACCAAAACAUCUUUUCAGAUGGCCCCAAAUGAUAGUAAAGAAAGUGAUGAUAUUUUACAAGGUUGUUUAAAUGGUAUCAUUAAUUCAAUAAUUGAUGUAAAACCUAAUACUGAAUUGCUUAUAUAAUUGUUUCAUGGAGCCUGCCUACUUUACAAUACGUAUGCAGUUUAAAAAAUAGAGGAUAAUAUGAACUUUAUUUUUAAAUAAAUAUGUUGUAAUUGGAGAUCCUUAAUAAUUAAAAAAAUGACAACGAACUGAAUUUGGAAUAAAUAAUCCUUCAAAUUGAGAAAACACAUGAAAAAUUCAAGGAAUUGGAAAUAUCAUUUUUUUUGGAUCUAAAUGAUUGGAAAAAUCCUAAUAUAUAUUUCUCUUAAAACAAAAAAAAAAUAAAAGCUCACCAACUCUUAAAUCUUAAAGAAAAAUGGAAGGAAUAUCUGAAAAAAGGGUUUCUAAUAAAAAUGAAUCAUAGCAAUGACUAAGCUAUUAUUUUACUUAAUGAAUUUAACAAUAAUGAAUUAACCUAAGUUGAUAUAUUAAUACUAGUUGACACUUUCAAAGAAUGGGAAAACCUUAUACUGCUAAAGGACUUCUUAAUGAAUGUAAAACAAUAAAAUGACUAUUUCUCAUUUUGUUUUUAUUUACAAUUAGGAAGAAUACAAAACUAAGAAAAUGAAGUAGUUGGAAACAUUUAACAAUUUUUUAUUUGAUUAUUUCGACUAAAUUACUGGCUUUAGUUCAGGAAAAUUACAAGAAAUUGGGAGUCAUAAAGACAAAUUAUAAAAUUUUAUCAGAUAAUAUACGUAUUAUAAAAUCACAAAAGAAUAAGCCAAGUAUAAUUCUUAGUUAAAAAAUAUGAUUUUCGAUUUCAUAAAAUAUUUCCAAAAUACUCAAAAAAUCAUAAAAAUUAUUAGGCUUAAUUUAAUGAAAUAAUAUUUUUAGUUGGAAUAACUUGAAUAGAAAAAGAUUAAUGAAUUUAAGGUGUUUCACUAACUUAAAUAUAUUAUGAGACUAUUAGAAAUAAAUAUUAUCAUAAACAAAUUUAGAUUUUAAGGAUUAGAAAAAUGA